Messenger RNA from Colletotrichum spaethianum, 1605 nucleotides. RefSeq lists its product as uncharacterized. Bases 1 to 1605 code for a protein of 534 amino acids. NCBI's taxonomy places the organism in Eukaryota, Fungi, Ascomycota, Sordariomycetes, Glomerellales, Glomerellaceae. The transcript has a single exon. The record is from RefSeq and is a predicted model, not a curated record.
AUGGUUCGCGCGACCCUGGCCGGCCGUCUUUUGGCCGCUCUCCUUCUUGCAACCGGCGCUGCCGCGCAUGCUGAGGGAUGCAGUUGCUCUUCCGACGGUGUCCAGCGCGUCACCUACAUUGUGGUCGAGAUGCCCGAACAGCCCGAGCAAGUGGCGCCUGCAUCGACAUUGACUACCCUGUUGAUGCCGACGCCUACGGCCCAGCCACAUGUCAUCGAGGACAUAAUGUCUUUCGAGGCGGUUGUUGCCAAGCCCGAGCCCGAGGCGCUGCGUCCCGCCGUCAACACUACACACACUUUCGGUCCCUCCACCGCACCGGGCAUCGACACCAAGGACCCCAUCAACAUCGUCCCGGCCACCAACGUCUCGCUCCACUACUCGGCAGCCGAGACCGAGGAACAGGGUUCGAUCGACAUGACGCUCGCGUUCAAGAACCCGGCCGUGGUUCUCGAGCACGUCGACGCCGUCAAAGCGGUCGUUUGUGCAGACGACGAGCUCACCGUCGCCUUCUCCGACCUCGACGCCUUUAACAAGGCCGCCAAGGAUUGGUCCGAGUCGGAGGAGGGCUUCAUCCUCAUCACCAACCACAUGGGCAACUGCGACGCCGAGUUCGAGCGCGGCUUCUUCCUGGCUACCAGCCUAAAGUCGAACGAGGAUGAGCUGUCCAUCACCGUCGCUGCGUCAAAGGAGGAACUGACCAACAUCGCUGGAGCAUGCGAAAUGUCCUUCACCUCCCUCCCCGCCGCCACUUUAUCCAAGCGCCUCACGCUCGACCCUACUGUCUCGCUCUCCUUUGCCGAGGGGCUGGCCGACAACACGGUCCUCUACAGCGACGGCCAGUACGUGAACAUCACGGCCGACGAGGCCUGGUUCAGCUCCAGCAUCACCUUCUCUGGCUACCUCAAGUACAACUUCUGGGGCUUCAAGCUGGAAGCCCUCUACUUUGACCUCGAUACCACGUUCGAUUCCGCAGUAGGCCUCUCGGUGGACGUGGCCGCUUCCUACAGCCACUCCCUGAAGUACGCCCCGGACGCGCUGGCUUACUCCCUCGUCACCGUCCCGGGUGUGGUCCAGCUCGGCCCGGGCGUCGCGUUCGCGGUCGGCCUGGACUUUGACGUCUCAGCCGCGGUCGGCGUCACGGCUGGUCUAAGCGUGUCCCUCCCCGCGGGUAACGUGCACCUCGACCUCCUCCACAGCGACCAGUCGACUGCGACGGGCUGGGACCCCAAGUACAGCAGCCACGCCAACAUCACCGAGUCGGCCGAUGUGCACGUCGACACCUCGGCCGACCUCACCAUCCGGCUGGCGUUCGAGCUGAUGGGCGGCCUGGUGGACCUCAGCGCCGGCAUCACGGCGUCGCCGGGCUUCGACAACACGUUCAAGCUGCGCGGCGACCAGGAUCUGGCGCUGGCCGGCAACUUCACGAGCAAGCCCACAACGGCGAGCGCCGACGUGGCCAAGGACGGGUUGGUCUGUGCCGAACAGAACGGGGUCGAGUUGGCGACUGACUUCUACUUCAACCUGACCGGGUUCGCGACCAAGUGGUGGAGCGGCGAGCUGUACAGCACUCGCGUCCCUCUCUGGGAUGUGUGCUACAGCUUCUAA